UUUAUUUAUUUUUUUUUUUUUAAAUACCAUCUUUGUUUUGGGUUUUUCUUUAAUCAAAACUUUGAUAUUGUGGUUUUACUUAUUCAGUUUUGUGUUUAAUUUCAAGAAUUUCUGCUUAUAUACGUACGAAUUAUUGUUUUCUUUGUUCAUUCAGUCCAAAUAAUAUAUGUUAUAUAUGUCAACUGUAGAGACUUCAAUUCAUACAACACAAGAAGAUUUCGUCCAAGUUAAGUUUUCUUAUGAAAGUUUGUAAUCCAAGUUGAUAGUACAUAUAAACUGUAAAUUGAUACGUUUGAAGAGCCAUGAAUAAGACUCAGUUGGGAUCCAUCAGCAGUUCUGAUCUCAUUGAUUCGAAGCUUGAGGAUCAUCAAUUAUGUGGAUCCAAGCAGUGUCCAGGUUGCGGACAAAAGCUCGAAGGGAAACCAGAUUGGGUAGGUCUACCAGCUGGAGUAAAAUUUGAUCCAACAGACCAAGAAUUGAUAGAACACCUUGAAGCAAAAGUAGAUAACAAAGAAUCAAAAUCUCAUCCAUUGAUUGAUGAGUUCAUCCCUACAAUUGAAGGUGAUGAUGGGAUUUGCUAUACUCACCCAGAAAAGCUUCCAGGAGUAACAAGGGAUGGAUUAAGUCGGCAUUUCUUCCACAGACCAUCAAAGGCUUACACCACCGGUACGAGAAAAAGGCGAAAAAUUCAAACCGAAUGCGACUUGCAGGGUGGAGAAACCCGAUGGCACAAGACAGGCAAAACCAGGCCAGUCAUGGUUAACGGAAAGCAAAAGGGAUGCAAGAAAAUUUUGGUUUUAUAUACAAAUUUUGGGAAAAAUAGAAAACCUGAAAAAACAAAUUGGGUAAUGCAUCAAUACCACAUAGGCCAAAAUGAAGAAGAAAAAGAAGGUGAACUUGUGGUUUCCAAGAUAUUUUAUCAGACUCAACCAAGGCAGUGCAAUUUGUUGGAAAAGAAUAGCACGAAUAAUGCCGUCGAAUUAGCAACGAGCAGUGAUCCAAAUAGAGAUACUGGCAGUACUGGUAUCCUCUCGUCUAAGGAAAUAAUCCCUCCUACAGAUGAAUUUCGGAGUAGCCACGGUGGUGGUGGUGGUGGCAGUGUCGCCGGCAGCUCUCCUAUGUCUAGCUAUGGUGACUAUUUCAGCUUCCUUCCAUUUAGAAAACCCUUUGAUGAGGCUGGUAUUGGGGAAACUUCAACUGCAAGGGAAGUUUCAGCACCAGGCACGUGCGAUGAGCAUCAAAUGCCACCACCUCACGUGACCCAUGAGGCUCAGCAACACCAGAUUGCAACCACAACAUUCCAAACCAGCAGUCCUCUCUCUAUAUCUACCAUAAUUUCUCCACCACCUCUUUAUCAUCACGCCUCUAUCAUUCUUGAUGAGGACUCCUUCCAUGUCCCUAGAAUGAUUCUCCAUAAUCAAAAUUUCCAGCAGCAACAUCAUAAACUCGAAAGAAGAUCUGCAUCAGGAUUGGAGGAAGUCGUUAUGGGCUGCACUUCAUCUGAUCAUAUCAAGGAAGAGUCAUCCAUUACAAAUCCACAAGAAGCAGAAUGGUUGAAGUACUCCACAUUCUGGCAUGACCCUGACAACCCAGAUCAUCAUCGGUAGACGCAAAACAUAGAAGAUAGGAUGCAAAAAAUUCCCCACAGUCAAAAUCAUCAGUACUCGAAGAUUUCUACAAGUGCUAAUGGACCAUAUAUACACCUAGUUUUACCUUUUUCCAUCUAAUUUUCCUGUCAAUGCCUGGCUAAAGUUGCAAGCUCAACUGAGCUAACUGUGCAACUAUCCCAGUCAGAAAAACAAGAAAGAAAAGAAGACAAAAGGAUAGGCAACAAAGGGGAAAGAAAGAAACCAAGAAAAGCUGCUUUUUCUCAAAGAAAAUAAGACCCCAAAAGCAACGGGAUUUUCAAAAUUAUGAUUAUUGUUUCAUGUUAACGGUUAUUAUAAAUUAUUUUCUUCUUAUAGUAAUUUGUAUAGUUUGUUUCAUUAAUCUUUACCAGAUGAAAUUAAUUUAUAUAUAGACACACAUAAAUAUCUAUAUAUUACUCCUCCUUUGCUUGAAAGAAUUGGAGUAUAACUGAUAGUUUAUGAAUGUUUCAUACUUGUGGCUUUUCAUGAAUGUUUUCAUUUUUGUGAAGGGGGGAUUGUUGCCAAAGUCUAGGUCUGCUUCUUGGGAGCAACUGGUCGCCAGCUCAGAGUGAGGACUACUUUCCCCAGUGGAAGAAACUCUUUAAUGAGUUUCAAAAAUGAAGUCACUCCUUCGAAUUGUUAUGUUGUGGAAUGCUAGACUGAAACAAAUGGCAUAGAAUUACAAUAAAUCUGUAGAUUCUCAUAAGCAUCAUGGUCUCAAAUCUUAAUGCGAGAAAAAUUGAACCAUUCUCUUUUAUAUCACAUAUGGAAUUUCAUCAAC
Messenger RNA from Olea europaea var. sylvestris, 2409 nucleotides. RefSeq names its product NAC domain-containing protein 73-like. NCBI's taxonomy places the organism in Eukaryota, Viridiplantae, Streptophyta, Magnoliopsida, Lamiales, Oleaceae. Gene Ontology annotation, cellular component: nucleus. Gene Ontology annotation, biological process: regulation of DNA-templated transcription. Gene Ontology annotation, molecular function: DNA-binding transcription factor activity; transcription cis-regulatory region binding. The record is from RefSeq and is a predicted model, not a curated record. The transcript has 6 exons. Bases 303 to 1607 code for a protein of 434 amino acids.